CUGCUUCUUAGUCAACACGUGUGAAGAGUCUCCCUGGCGUCUAGAGGGCGUAGUCGUCGUCCAUUUUUCCAGACUUUCGGACCGACUCAGUAGCCAUAUCCUCCCUCUCCCCAUUUACAGGAAGAACCCGAUCCUCGUCGUCAUUUGAAUUGUAGGUAACAGAAGCCACAAACAUCGUCACAAUGGAAUUGGCAGACAAGGCUGUUGGAUUUCUGUUAUCCUACAUCAGUUUGUCGAUAUUCACUUAUUACACAUUUUGGGUGAUAAUCCUGCCGUUUGUGAACAACGAUCACUUCAUCCACCGGUAUUUCCUCCCACAAGAGUACGCCAUACUAAUACCUGUGUUUGCUGGCAUGGUGCUUCUCUGCUUUUUAUGCAUUUUCAUUGGCUAUGUCAUGUUAAAAUCCAAAAAGAAGAAAGCUUGAUGACAGUAUUUCCCCCACUUUUAGUUUCUUUUCAUUUCUUUGGAGCCGAAUCCAAGUGUUUCUAAAAUGAUCAGGUACUGAUUACCUUACUUGUUUUGUUUUUCUGCAUCAUAUCUAAUUCACUUUUCUAUCCCCUUU
Molecule: messenger RNA, 563 nt
Organism: Pyrus x bretschneideri (Chinese white pear)
Lineage: Eukaryota; Viridiplantae; Streptophyta; Magnoliopsida; Rosales; Rosaceae
Product: dolichol-phosphate mannose synthase subunit 2
Exons: 3
Coding region: 183-425 (80 amino acids)
Biological process (GO): GPI anchor biosynthetic process
Cellular component (GO): dolichol-phosphate-mannose synthase complex; endoplasmic reticulum membrane
Molecular function (GO): enzyme regulator activity
Source: RefSeq, a predicted model, not a curated record